UCUGCUGGCCGCGUCGUUUAGUUUUAGUCCGUUUGGGCGAUGUGGCGCCAUAGCCAUACUACACCGUUUACAUUUAGCUUAUACUUGUACGAUUUUACGUUACUUUGACUACCUUUAAUUUCACGAAAUUGUGCCCGUUGUUUAGAACGUGCGUCCAAGCGAAUCUUCAUCCAGCUGAACAUGCCUCGCAGACGACAGAGACAUAUGGCAGGGAGUGGUUCUGAUGGAACUGAAGAUUCGGACUCUUCUGCUGAGAGAGAGCAGACCAAUAGUUCAGAAAGCGAUGGGACCCGGACCAAGAGACAGCGUCUCACCAGAGCCUCCACACGCCUGAGCCAGAGUUCUCACGAUACGGCUGACUUAAAGCAGGCUGCGGAUCAUGAUGAAUCCCCGCCACUGACACCAACAGGAAAUGCGCCAUCCUCCGAGUCUGAGCUGGAUAUCUCCAGCCCGAAUGGCUCUCAUGACGAGAGCCAGGCCAAAGAUCAGGUCAACCGAGACUCUGAUAAGGACCUCUCCCACCGACCCAAACGUCGCAGGUGCCACGAGACGUACAACUUUAACAUGAAAUGCCCAACCCCUGGAUGUAAUUCACUGGGUCACCUCACAGGAAAGCAUGAACGACACUUUGCUGUGUCAGGAUGCCCUCUGUACCACAACCUGUCCGCAGAUGAAUGCAAGGUGAAAGCUGUCAGCCGUGAGAAGCAAGAUGACGAGAUGAAGGGACAGGAAGAAAGCAAUUCCCGCCAUGCAACCCGUCACCAGACGCCAACAUCGAAGCAGAGCAGAUACAAAGAGCAGGUGGCUGAACUGAGGAAGGGGAGAAACUCUGGGCUGCAGAAGGAGCAGAAAGAAAAACACAUGGAGCAUCGACAAACGCACGGCAACACCAGGGAGCCUCUGCUGGAAAACAUCACCAGCGAUUAUGACUUGGAGCUUUUCAGGAAAGCUCAGGCUCGUGCCUCUGAGGACCUGGAGAAGCUGCGCAUCCAGGGUCAGAUCACGGAGGGGAGUAACAUGAUCAAGACCAUCCUGUUUGGGCGCUACGAGCUGGACACCUGGUACCACUCGCCCUAUCCCGAGGAGUACGCCCGCCUGGGUCGCCUCUACGUGUGUGAAUUCUGUCUCAAGUACAUGAAGAGCCAGACCAUCCUCAGGCGACACAUGGCCAAGUGUGUGUGGAAGCAUCCUCCAGGAGAUGAAGUGUACAGAAAAGGCGCCAUAUCUGUGUUUGAAGUUGACGGCAAGAAAAACAAGAUCUACUGCCAGAACUUGUGUUUACUUGCCAAACUCUUCCUGGACCACAAGACGUUAUACUACGACGUGGAGCCUUUCCUCUUUUAUGUCAUGACUGAGGCCGACAACACAGGCUGCCAUUUGGUGGGAUACUUUUCCAAAGAAAAGAAUUCCUUCCUCAACUACAAUGUUUCUUGCAUUCUGACAAUGCCGCAGUACAUGAGGCAGGGCUUUGGCAAGAUGCUCAUCGACUUCAGCUACCUCCUGUCCAAAGUGGAGGAGAAGGUGGGUUCGCCAGAGAGGCCUCUGUCGGACCUCGGCCUCAUCAGCUACCGCAGCUACUGGAAGGAAGUGUUACUCCGUUAUAUGCACAACUUCCAAGGAAAGGAGAUCUCGAUCAAAGAGAUUAGUCAGGAAACUGCCGUCAAUCCCGUGGACAUUGUGAGCACGCUACAGUCUCUUCAGAUGCUCAAAUACUGGAAGGGGAAGCACUUGGUGUUGAAGCGACAGGACCUGAUCGAUGAGUGGAAAGCAAAGGAAGUCAAGAGAGGCAACGGCAACAAAACCAUUGACCCCAGCUCACUGAAAUGGACCCCUCCCAAGGGGACUUAAGUGCUCCCGCCCUCAGGCUACUUAAUAAACUCGCCUUCAGCAUCACCAGCCGCAAGUAGCCUCGACCUCCUGUCAUUGUAGAUCAGACUGUCUUUCUUCGUUGUUGUUGUUGUUUUUUUUUUUCCAGCUUCUUACUUUUUUUUUUAUAUUGGAUCCCUUUUGUCCAUAUGUUUCAGUCAAAUCAAAAGGUGGAGAAUUUCAAGUUGAGUUUCGAAUGUUCAAUGACAGUUGAUCACAUGAAUGUUGUGCCCUUACAAAAGAAUACAUAACUACAUUAUGGAGCAGUUAUUGUCCUUUUUUUCUCCCUCUUUGAAGCCGAAGAAAGCAAAUGAUAAUGACGUUGUCUUGAGGUGCGUCGCCCAUUUUUUACGCGCUCCCUCCCAUCGAUGCAGGAUUCAUACCCAUUCCUCUGGUAAACUUGCCUAAUAAUGAAAGAAUAUAAUUUUGGAGUUGCUGCAAAUUGAAAUUCUGACAGUACCACUGUAAAAAAAAAAAAAGCACAUAAAAUCAAAUAAAACAACCUCAGGUUUUUAUACUGCUA
Molecule: messenger RNA, 2389 nt
Organism: Hippocampus comes (tiger tail seahorse)
Lineage: Eukaryota; Metazoa; Chordata; Actinopteri; Syngnathiformes; Syngnathidae
Gene: kat7b
Product: K(lysine) acetyltransferase 7b
Exons: 14
Coding region: 181-1848 (555 amino acids)
Biological process (GO): regulation of transcription by RNA polymerase II
Cellular component (GO): histone H3-K14 acetyltransferase complex; nucleus; chromatin
Molecular function (GO): zinc ion binding; histone H4 acetyltransferase activity; chromatin binding
Source: RefSeq, a predicted model, not a curated record